GUUAUUCACCUGUUUGGAAAGUUUAUGCUAUUUUUUCUUUUUUGAACAGUUAUGGUCCUAAAAUGGUGAUAGAAAAUGACCUUUGGAAGUGAGCAGACAUAGACAGGAUGUCUUCAAGGGACUGGCAAGCCCUACAAAAUAGACACCAAAACGUGUACUUUGGAUGCUCUCCACUGUCAAAUAAAAUAACGGAUGUGACCCGGAAACAACAACAACAAAGUUCAAAAAUGCAGAAAGGUCUGCAAAACUUCGUAUAACUAGCAGCCUGUGUCCUGUCACUAACAGGGAGGUAAGAGUUAUAAUUGAAAUUCUGUCUGGAAGUAAAUUCUUUUUGCUUUAAUAUCAGACAGUAUUUUAUUAUUACCAGUGAAUUAUAUCCAGGAGAAAUACAGCAGUGUGGCCAUGGCUGCACAGCCCUUGCCAAUAAAUAAGGCACUGCUCAUCAGUGCUGGCAGCAGGUAUGUGAGCUGUGUGCGAUUGUGUCAACUUCCUUCAACACCUUGCAGUAAGAAAGGAUGUCAGCUUCAGGUGGUAACUUGUGAGGACAGCUGCACCCAGCAGUGAUUUCUUAAGAGCUGGCUGGGCUAUUGUUAGUUAGUUGGUGUAGGCGGUGUUUUUUCUUGUCGAAGGAAGUGUGGAUUAUCUUACUAAUUAUCCCAGGUACUUCUGACAUUCUCUUACAAGCUAUAAAAACCAUGGAUUAAAAUUACAGAUAGUAACUCAGAUUUCCCUGCAGUUCUUUUAGUAUUGCCUUUUGUGUGUAUCUCAGUGCAGAUAUGGGUGAGAGCCUGAAUGAGUUCUCUGAGACUAUACAGCUGAAUAAAGAUGAGAUGAAAACACGGAUAGAGUUCUUACAAAUACAUAAAUACAGAUAAUAGCUGAAGCAGCUCAUUUUUCAUAUCUGUGGAUAUCUGUAAGAUAAGAACCAUUCUUCCAAGUCACUGCGGUAUCAGACAUAGGUAUUUCUGAACUUCAGCAGCACGUAAUCUGAAGUAGCCCACUUAGCCAACAUCAGUUCUUCAGUACCAGUGCCACAUCACAAGUCCUCAGCCUCUGCCACUCCUGUUCUCACACUGUGUGCAUCUGACUGACAUGUGGAGCUCCCCAGCUGCCACACACUGUGUAUGUUACCUCUCCUGCUUUCAGGAUGACAGAAUAAGAUCACAACACGAAAUAGUUAUGAUGAUACAGUCUCAAAGAUGUUAACAAUUUCACAACACCCACGUGAAGAGGCGAGCAUUAAGCUGGCUUCUAUGUAUGCUGUAUACUUCUUAACAAAUGCUGAGAUUUGGAGCAAUAAGCACUAUUGUAGAUGUAAAAUCUUGAUUACCAAAGAGCUGUUCAGGGAGUUGUGUGCUGACUGUUGAGUCACGGCCUGAAGCACUGAUUGAGCACCUGGGGAAAGGAGCCGCUCAGCCCUGGAGUACAGGUGAAGGCAAUUCAGCGGUGGGACAGGAAGGGGCGCAGCCUGGCUGCACCUCUCUUAGCAUUUAAGGGCUGAGUGCCGCUGAGGAAGGAUCUCUGGUUGGAGAUCCCUCUUUGGUGAAGCUUUUCCUGCGAACCUGGAAUCUGCUGAUAAGGAGCUUGAAGAAAUCCGCAAAUGUGGAAUGAAAAACUUCCGUAAUAUCCAGGUUGAUGAAGCUAAUUUAUUGACCUGGCAAGGGCUUAUUGUUCCUGACAAUCCUCCAUAUGACAAAGGAGCCUUCAGAAUCGAAAUCAACUUUCCAGCAGAAUAUCCAUUCAAACCUCCGAAGAUUACAUUUAAAACAAAGAUCUAUCACCCUAACAUCGAUGAAAAGGGGCAGGUUUGUCUGCCAGUAAUUAGUGCUGAAAACUGGAAGCCAGCAACCAAAACUGACCAAGUAAUCCAGUCCCUCAUAGCACUGGUGAAUGAUCCACAGCCUGAGCAUCCCCUGCGGGCUGACCUAGCUGAAGAAUACUCUAAGGACCGUAAAAAAUUCUGUAAGAAUGCUGAAGAGUUUACAAAGAAAUAUGGUGAAAAGCGACCAGUGGACUAAAAUCUGACACAGCUGAUGUCAGCAACGUAUGAUAGAAGAUCGGAGCAGUGCAUUUGAGACAUCCCGUAAAGCAGGACUCUAUGGAAAAUUGACAAGUGCCACCUUUUGGUGUUAACUUGUGGCUGUUACUAACUUUCUACAGUUUUCUUAAUCAAAAGUGGGCUAGGUAACCUGUAAAGGAAUUAAAAAUUUAAGAUGUUCUAGUUCUGCUUUCUUUGUUUAAAAAUCACUGCUUCAAUAUACUUUAAAGUAUGCUGUUUUCUUUUUUUUUUUUUUUGUCAGAAUUUAUCAGAAAUAUCUUAGACUUAUAUUCUGCCCUUAAAUUGAAAAGGUUGUGGCUGUCAUUUCUUACUUCUCCUUGCAGUUACCACUAUCCUGAGUUCAUUUAAUUCAGCAUUGAAUUUUUGCCCCUCCUCAAACUGAUGUCUUAGAAAAAAUAUCCCACUUCUGGCAGAAAAUGAUUGAGUGUUUGGCAGUUUUGUUUACUCUUCUCUUUAAACAUUGCACUGUGCUCUGUGGGACUUGCUGCAAGUUCCCCUUAACUUCAGUUUGUAACGUAAUAAAAAACAACCCAACUACAAUCAGAAAUGUCCAGGUCUUAUGUAAAUCUAGCUGAUGUUACCACAAAAUGUUUAUUAAAUGGGGAAAUCCAAUUUCUUGUCUGCGUUAUUGAAUUAGAAUAUGGCUUAUGUCCUGCUUUUCGAAAAUGCUGGAAAAAAAAAGUAGUAAAAUGUGAUUCCAGACUCCUUUCACUUUUAUUCUUAAUAAAAGUUAGCGUAAGUUAGCUUGGAUAACGUGCACAGAACAACUGUGCGACCAGUUUAGAAGUUUCAGAAAUUGAGGACCAAGAGAUACACCGAAAUAAUAAACUGGUAUUGAGUGAAUAAGUUGGUAUUUUAGAAAUGAAUUAAUUUCAAAUACUAAAUGUUAGCACUGCUAGUGAGAUUUUUUUCAUCCAAAUACAUAUGAAACAUGUUCUAGGGAAUGGCACUCACGCCACUUCCUUCCCAGUUGCUGUACAGUUAUUCCUGAAAAUAGUACGAGAGUAGGAUUAAGCAAUAAACUGAAUACACUUCACUGCUACUGUUCCUAUGUUUUAAAAAUACAUGUUGGAUUAUUUAAUGACUACUUCAAGUUAUCAUUCUGACUUGGGCAGAGCUGUUUUCCCUUUGCUCUAGGCACACCCACGCAUGCUGAAGGAUGCCCUUUCUAUUCAGAAUUGGGCACCCUUUACUGUGUCUAUUGCUUUUUUUCUGCCUGCGUGUCCUAAGUCUGAAGUGUGAUUGUAGCUCCAAUCAAACUGCCAUACAAUCAAACUGCCUUCCCCGUUUGUAGAACCUGAGUAUGUUACUGAGUAAACAGAUUUCCAGAAAUCCAUAGGUAGCUGGGAGUACAUAUCACUUUGAUUUGCAAGAACUUGAAUUAGGAAAUCCCUCACAUCUGGAUGGUUUGUCUACACUCCUAGAAUCAGUUUUAAUACAGCCUCUACCUUUGCAACCUUGCAGAAGUAGUGCACCAAGCUGUAGCUCUCUUGGUUUUUAAUGUAUAUUGCUAUACCUUCCUUUGCCCUUCUCAUCUGGCUUUUAUUUUGGAUUUAGUGUGAACAAUGACAGCCCAGUACCUCACCUCUGUUGAAAGUAUUUUUUUUUUUAUUAGUUAGGGAGCUAAGAAAUUUCAUGUUAAGUGUUCUUAGACGGAUUCUUUGGCAGGUAAAUGAAGUUAAACCACAUUCACCUUAUUUACGGAAACUUACCUUCCCUGAGUGUUUCCUGGCUUGUGAGAGCACUAUUACCAAAUUUUUCACAUCUUUGUGUCUUCGGUUGCAGAAAGUUGGUACUGAUUUUGUUUCCUUCACGCUCAAUCAGAUUCAUAAUAAAAUAAUGCCAAAUUAUCUGUUGAA
Molecule: messenger RNA, 3918 nt
Organism: Phasianus colchicus (ring-necked pheasant)
Lineage: Eukaryota; Metazoa; Chordata; Aves; Galliformes; Phasianidae
Source: RefSeq, a predicted model, not a curated record